CCUGCACUGGUAAUCCUUACCUUGAUGAAAAAGGGCAAUGGAAUAACGUGGGCCCAGGUUUCAUUCCUCCUAUGCACAAUGCUGUAGCAUCUUUUUAUAUAUGCAGCAGCGGCAGCAGUUGUGUUUAAUGGGAUACUGUGCUCUUGCUUUACCUUCCAAUUGGACACAGCUGUAUAUCAAGAGCCUGUCUGCCUGCUAUAGAAAUUGAUGGUCUGUGAUCCCUGACCUAUCUUCAGAGUCUCCCAUCCACCCCAGUUCCCUGAGUUUGUUACCAAGCCACUGUUGGAGCCGAGGGGCCAGGAUGGAGGUGGGCAUGCGUGUGAUCCGCGGCGUGGACUGGAAGUGGGGUAACCAGGAUGAUGGGGAGGGGCACGUCGGCACCGUGGUCGAAAUUGGCCGCCAGGGCAGCACCACCACACCGGACAAAACAGUGGUGGUGCAGUGGGACAGCGGCACCAGAACCAAUUACCGGACCGGCUACCAGGGAUCCUUUGACCUGCUCUUGUAUGACAACGCACAGAUCGGUGUCCGUCACUCCAACAUCAUCUGUGACAGCUGUAAGAAGCACGGGAUCAUGGGAAUGCGGUGGAAGUGUAAGGUGUGCUUCGACUACGACCUGUGCACGCAGUGCUACAUGAACAACAAGCACGACCUGUCCCACAACUUCGAGCGAUACGAGACGGCGCAUUCGCAACCGGUGACCCUGACUCCACGGCAGAACCUUUCCCGUAUCAUUCUCAAGGGGAUUUUUCAGGGGGUGAAAGUUGUACGAGGACCAGACUGGGACUGGGGCAAUCAGGACGGAGGAGAAGGGAAGGUUGGGAAGGUGAUGGAUAUCCGUGGCUGGGACACCGAAUCAGGACGCAGCGUGGCCAGUGUGACCUGGACCAACGGAACCACAAACGUCUACAGGAUGGGCCACAAAGGAAAGGUCGACCUGAAAUACAUCUCUGACAUUGCAGGGGGCUAUUACUACAAAGAUCACCUCCCUAAGCUAGGUGAGCACGCUGAACUUCAGCGACAGGACAGUGCGGAAGGCCAUACGUUCCAGCAGGGAGACAAGGUGAAGUGUCUCCUGGAGGUGGACAUUCUGAGACAGAUGCAGGAAGGACACGGGGGCUGGAAUCCCAAAAUGGCAGAGUACAUUGGCCGCAUAGGGACUGUGCACAGGAUCACAGACCGAGGUGAUGCGAGAGUCCAGUACAGCAAUAACAUCCGAUGGACUUUCCACCCCGGUGCCCUAACCAAGGUGAACACGUUUGGGGUUGGGGAUCUGGUGCGCGUGAUGGAUGAUAUGGAAAACGUGAAGCGUCUUCAGGCUGGCCACGGAGAGUGGACAGACAGCAUGGCACCGGCUCUGGGGCAGGUGGGGAAGGUGCUGAAGGUGUACGCAGAUGGAGAUUUAAGGGUGGCCUUGGGGGCACAGACCUGGACCUUUAACCCUGCGUGUCUCUCUGCGCAGCCAGUAGAGGGUGACGCCAACCUCAUGACUGCCGAUAACACGAACGACUCCGGAAGCACUGUGAUCUCUGUUCUGGAGAAGCUGCUGUCCCAGUCCACUGACCAGGAUAACCCUGGACGGCUAGUUAUCGAGGCUGCUCGUGGGAGUGCAAGCAAGGUCCGGGAUCUGCUGCAGAAAUACCCAGAAAAGGUUGAUAUAAAGAAUCAGGGGAAGACAUCUCUGCAGGUGGCAGCGCACCAGGGUCACAUGGAGGUGGUGAAGGUGCUGCUGCAGGCCAAUGCCAGCAUUGAAAUCAAAGACGAGGAUGGAGACACGGCUCUGCAUUACACAGCGUUUGGGAAUCAGGCUGAGGUCGCCCGGCUACUCCUGAGUAAAGGAGCCGGAGUGAACCUGCUCAACACUUCAAUGUGCACGGCUCUGCACAUCGCCGUCAAUAAGGGCUUCACAGAGGUGGUGCGUGUGCUUUCAGAACACAACGCUAACAUCAACCUGCAGGAUUCCUACGGCGACACUCCGCUUCACGACGCCAUUGCUAAAGACUUCAGGAACAUCAUUGAGAUCCUGACCGACGUUCCCAACGUCGACUUCACCCAGCAGAACAACAGGGGCUUUAACCUUCUUCACCACGCGGCGCUGAAGGGGAACAAACUAGCCAUGGAGAAGAUCCUGGCACGAGCACGCCAGUUAGCGGAUGUCAAAAAGGAUGAUGGCUUCUCCGCUCUGCACCUGGCUGCUCUAAACAACCACAGAGAGGUGGCUGAAGUCCUCAUCAAAGAGGGCCGCUGUGACGUCAACGUCAGGAAUAACCGUAACCAGACCCCGCUGCAGCUAGCUGUGACGCAGGGCCACGCCGAGAUGGUUCAGCUGCUGGUGACUGAAGGGGCUGACGUCAAUGUGGAAGACGAGGACGGAGACACGGCCGUGCACAUCGCUCUGAGCCGGCAGCAGCUCGCAUCCACCAUGGCCGCCAUGGAGGGGGAGGGCUCCUCUCUCUACACCAGGCUGCAGGGCUCAGGGCUGUUGGGGAACCAGGAGCUGAAUGUGGGCGCUGCUAUCGCCUGCUUCCUGGCCCAGGAGGGAGCCGACAUAAACUACGCCAAUCACAAAGGAAAGAGCCCGCUGGACCUGGUCACAGACGGGAUGAUAGUGCAGCUCAUCAAAAACUUCUCUGAGAAGCACAGGUUGCAGCAGCUCCAAGGCAACAGCUCAGGCCCGGUGGUGAGCAGCAGUCUGCGGAGAGUCCACACCACCCCCAACACCAUGACCAACCUGGCCAUGCCCUCCGCCCCCGGCCCCUCUGAGUGCCUCAUCUGCUCAGAGCUGGCCCUGCUGCUCCUCUUCUCCCCCUGCCAGCACAGCGUGGCUUGCGAGGAAUGUGCUCUACGCAUGAAAAAAUGCAUCAAGUGCCAGGUCACGAUAACAAAGAAAACCAGACAAGACAACACAGAGGUGGAGUGCAGCCCCAGCCCGGAGAACUCGGAGCAGAGCAACCUGCUGGAGCAGCUGCAGUCUCGUUACAGGCAGAUGGAGGAGCGUAUCACCUGUCCCAUCUGCAUCGACAACCACAUCAAGCUGGUGUUCCAAUGCGGCCACGCCUCCUGCAUCGACUGCAGCGUCGCGCUCAAGACCUGCCCCAUCUGCCGGCAGACCAUCCGUGAACGCAUCCAGAUCUUCGUCUGACCAGCCAGCACCCCCUGCUGGGGGUGGGCUGGCUUUGAAAGAAGAAAGAAAAAAAAAAGUGGACACAUUAUAGAAGUGCCCACCUCCCUCGGAGAUGCAUCUCUAGUUUACUCCCAUCCCCCCCUUCUCGCUCGUUCCUCUUCUUUAAUUAUCUAUUUUUAUACCUGUGGCUCUGUGUCAGAGUAAGAUGCCAUAGUCUUGCCCCCCCCACCCCCCUCAGUGUUUCAUAUGGAUCCAAUACAUCCUGUGCUGCUUAAGUGUAGCCUUCUGCUAUUGACUAAGGCAGCAACAUGUAAGUAACAGUCAAUGAAUGUUAACCUAAUUCCAUCACGUAUUCCAUUGAUAUGCAAAACAGCUAUAUAUAUAUGUAUAUUGUAAAAAUAAUGAGUAAUAUGUAUUUGUGGUUUAGCAUAGCUAUAAUGAGUACUGUUUAUUUAUAUAUGAAGAGUCAAUACUGUAUUUUAUCUGAUGGGGGAAAAUGAUUUUGCAUUUGCUCAAAAAAAGACUUAAUUCCACACCCCAUAACAAAACAUUCUAUUCUAAAACAGUGAACUCAGGGUCUUGAGUAAAGACUAAUUGAUCAAUCGACUUCGCAUCCAGAAACAUAAGAGAAAAACUGCAUUUGUAUUUUGCAACCAUCAUUUAUAGGUCAGUGAAAAUACUUUUCUUUUGUACAGGAAGGUGUUGCAGAAAUUUCACUUGUCUUUGGAAAAUGGCCGUUACCGAUUUUCCCACUAUUGGUUUGAACACACUUUGGAAGAUGGAGUUCAGUUUCCUGUGACUUUUGCCUAUGCUUUUAGAUUUAUUCACCCAUAAAAAAAUCUCGCUUAGAUUUUAGUCAAGGCACUGUUAUCGAAACAACAAAUGUGAUCAGCAGAACUCAGCAUGGCAUAAUUACCAUUGUCUUUAUUAAUUUGCUUUUCUUUACAGCCACUGUACGGAUCUAAUCCCAGCCUGUUAUGAAAUGGGUCAUUUGAAAUGGGUGCAAGUCAAAACAUUUGAAGCAAUUGAUGAAUUAGAAUGAAUUCAGAGAGUCUAGUUUUUCCCCCAUCUCUAUGCUAGCUUUAAAUAUGCAUAUAGACUAAUGCAAGAUGCAAAUAUGAAUAAUGUAAUUAGGUAAGCUCCCCUCCAUAGACCACUUUCAGACCCUUUCAAUAUGGAGACAAGCCCCCCGCUAUCGGGAGCAGGUCUCUGAUCAGCCCAUUUUACUCUGCCCCUCUGGUGGUCAAAUUCCAGGGAUUGCACUGUACAGAGCAAGCUGAUUCUUUAAUGCAGUUUAAACAUUGGUUUUAAAAACAACGGCAAUAGGAGGCCAGUUUCUAAGGGAAUGGUCAUCAGGAUUGCUAUGCAGAGGAUGCAUUGGCAAAUGUGGUGUUCUUUCAGAGAUGAACAUACUGCACCAGCAUUUUGAACCCUGAGCCAAAUCUCAAUGCAGAAACCGCAUGGAGCUUUGCCUGCCUGCAUCUUCCAUUUCUCAUGAAAACAGAUUUUAUUUUGAACCGUAAAGAUUCGGACGAGAACAACUUAGAAGCCUGGAUGAAAGAUAAUGCAAUUGUGAACUUCUUUUAAAUAUAUUUUAAAAUGGCUAAAAAUGUUUUAUUUUUCAGAUGUGUUAAUAGUUAUGUCUUGUAGAACACAUCUGUACAGAAGAGACUAUUAAUUUUCAUCUUAACUAGCUGCAUUCUUUCAUUCAGCACUACAGGAACAUGUUGCUUCCCUGUAUCUGCCAAGAGAUCAGAAACUUAAAUCCAGUGGGCAGAUUGUGAAAUAAUGUUUCAAAAGGGCUUGUGGUGUUUUAAACUUUGUGUAAACUUACGGAUUUGUUACAUCUCUGCUUUUAGCCUCUGCAGACUCACCCGAAUGCUUUUGGAAUUGCAGGCUCUGUAAGAAACAGUGGUGAGCUGUAGUUUCGAAUGUCAGAAAUGAAAAUAGAAACGUUUACUCUGCCUUUUUUGUAAAAAUAAUUUAAAAAAAGAUAAAUAAAAAUGAAGGUUUACUUCCACGAGUAAAAACUACUCGAGUGCCAAGCUAAUGGGUCGAAUGUAGAUGCCGUCCAGCUAGGAACAGAGUUGUACACAAAGCAACAGUCAAGUGUUCUACUCCAUAGAAGUACAUGUUAAUGUCUUAUUUAUAUGUAAUCAUAUCUCAGUAGGGAGGGGUGUUGUGAAGAGUCACUGUCAAUGGUACAUAUCUUGUAGCUGAACUGGUUGGCAAAGAACGAUACCAUUAAGGAAAGUGUGUGGGUUUUUUUUUUUUUUUUAAGUUACUGUACUCGAGGUUACAGUAUUCCAGAAGGUAUGAGAAAGGUCUAAAAAUACGGAAGAAAAUUUAUUUCCCAAUUUUGCGUUGCAAACAUUUUACUUUAUUAUAAUUGUCUUAUUUUUUGGAGCCAAACAUUAUUAUUAAUAUUAUUCAGAAAAUAAGUCAAACAAAAACCUUUUUUUUUUUUUUUAAAUGAUAGAUGUUUAAAUGCGGUAUUCCUAGAAAGACAAGUACUGGAAUGCAGAUUGUGCCAGUGCUCGAAGCAGCAAGAAAGUUUGCAACGAUACGUUGAGAAGAUUGUUUUAAAAAUCCAAACGCAUACAAAGUUACAGCUGAUGUUUCUGCAGCACUCAUUGUUCUGUUGUUGGCCUUAUUGUUCAGUCCUGUUUUGGUUUUUUUUUCAGUUGUAUUCUGUAAAAAAUAUUUUGCAAUAAAUAUGGAACUGUUUUAUAAAAAAUGUCGUUUUUAUUUUAUAUAUACACUAAAUAUUUUAGGAUGAUGUUGUAGGCAGUAGGAUGAAAUACAGUAUAAUCGUAAAUCUCGAAAAACUACUCACUUCUAAAU
Messenger RNA from Polyodon spathula (Mississippi paddlefish), 5968 nucleotides. Its product is annotated as E3 ubiquitin-protein ligase MIB2-like. The transcript has 19 exons. Gene Ontology annotation, cellular component: cytoplasm. Gene Ontology annotation, biological process: protein ubiquitination. The coding region runs from base 302 to 3142 and encodes 946 amino acids. The record is from RefSeq and is a predicted model, not a curated record. Lineage: Eukaryota; Metazoa; Chordata; Actinopteri; Acipenseriformes; Polyodontidae. Gene Ontology annotation, molecular function: zinc ion binding; ubiquitin-protein transferase activity; protein binding.